This is a messenger RNA of Bactrocera oleae (olive fruit fly), 3806 nucleotides long. NCBI's taxonomy places the organism in Eukaryota, Metazoa, Arthropoda, Insecta, Diptera, Tephritidae. The record is from RefSeq and is a predicted model, not a curated record.
ACUGCGCGUGCCGUUUAGUUACAGUUAUUGCGCCUCGCUACUUCCAUAUUGACUAGAAAACGCUACAUCACACAACAGCUCACCGAUUAUUAUCAAGUAUUGCCUGAUAGAACAGCAACCGGGCGAAGUUAUGUUAGUAUUUCUUCGCUGCUAAAUGAGAAUCACUCACUCAGAACCACAGCUGGUAUCAGCGAGUUCGGACGCGCCGACGAAACACGUUACAUCGUAGGCGUGAAGAAUUGUGCAGAAACAUUUACAUUUGAUCAAUAGUUAUUUAUCUUAAAUAUCUACCUCGAAAAGCUUUACUAAGAAUUGCUGGAAUUUGUGUAAAAUAAUUCAGUAACGGUGUUGUGAAAUAAAACAUUUAACAACUGAUAAGUUUGGCUUGUUAUACAAUAUUUACGAAUGAUACAAAGUACAAAAAGGCUGUUUACUAAAAUCAAUAUAGGUAUAUGUACCAUGUGCCUAAAAGUGAAACGAGAACAAGACACCAAAUGAUCAUAGCGUGAACUUCGCUUACUUAACUGUGAAGGAUUUGACACGACAACAGCAAACCACAAAAAGUCCUACACUGGCAAUAAAAGUGCGCACACUUAGUUCGACAUUUGUAAAAUAUAUGUAUAUAUAGUAUAUCUGUAUGUAUGUUAUACAUAAUAAACAGCUGUCGUUACAUUUAUCUGUACGGCCUUGAUGUUUUUAUCGCAUUUAAUUAAAAUGCCCAAUAAUGUACACUCAAAUAUAUCACACUCUGCAGAUCGAGCUAUGAAUUCCACCAUUUCUGUACAAAAAAUAAUAAAAAACACCCUAUAGGAAUUCCAAUACCUAAAUAUUUUAUAAAAAUUUGUUAGUUUUUUGAUAUGGUGUUGUGAUUUUUUAAUUAAGACAGCAAUGACAAAAGCAUUUUGUCUUUAAAUCUUUGUACGUAGAACAGAGUUAAAAAAAAAAACAAUUAUAUGUUGAAGUAACACAGUCAUAUUACUGUUUUGCUUUGAAUUUGUAUCGAAAGGUCUGCUAUAUGCAAUUUUGUCCAGAAUAUCUGAAUACAUUUAUUUUUAAAGGCAUUUUCCGUAACCGGAUUCUGCGAGAAAACACUAUAUCAAAAUUGCAGAAGCUCUGAAAACUUUACAUUAAAAACAUACUUUGUAGCCUGAUUCUUUGAGUAAACUUUUGCUUUUUUAUUCCAAAUUAGUUUUCAUAAUUAAAUGUAAUUAAUUUCCCGAGUGCUUUUCGCAAUAGUGUCCGCAUUUACUUGGGUAAUUUUGCGCUACAGGAACUAUAUUUUAGUAGCGUAUAUACAUAUUUAUAUAUAUUUAUAAUUACUAAACAUUACAAUUUAUAGAUAAAUAGUUUACAAUAACAUAUAGUGUAUUCCACUGUAGAGUGACACUUGAAAUUGAAUUGUUAUCAGAUGCAACCGGUUUUGAUUGCAUUUCAAGUGUCAACCUUAUGUCUGAAGUGCCAACAGGGUUGUUUACGAUUUAAACAAUUACAAUUUGAAGAUAUUUUACAUGUAACACAUAUACAUAUACCUAUAACAUAUUUAGGUAUAUAUCGUUCGCAAAUUUUUCGGAACACCAUCAAAAACUCUUUCCUUACGUUUGACUCUGAUUGCGUUCUUAAAGUCAAGUUUUCACUAUCUGCAAUAUUAUAGGUAUCGGCAUUUUCUUCACCUCAAGCACUUGUUUAUGUCGCAAAUUGUAUCAGUGAAUUUGAUAUUAUUUUUCAAUUCUACAUUCAUAAUUGUUUGUUGAUAUAUGAAUUUUAUAGGAUGUACUUAUGUAUGAUUUUUGUAAUUUUGCUACGUUAAAUUGAUUCAAUUAAGAAUAAACAUCUAUUGCCAUCGAUUUAACUUUUCUUUGUUGCGCACGCUCAAGCCAACUGAGGAAAGACUAUAAUAAUCACAUAUAAUUUAUUGAAGUAAAAAUAUUGAUAGUAUUAGUAGUAUUGUAAGCAGAACACAACUUAGAAAAUGAAUCCCGAAUUAUCGAAGAUAGAUGGCAGUACUCUUGUGCUCUCACCACUCAAAAAAAAACCGAUAAAACCACUGGGCGAACGCAAGAAAGCGGUGCGACGGCAGCAACUGAUGGUGUUGCUUGGUAAUACCUGUGUGGUGGCGGCGGGCAUGUCGGUCGCAUUGCCUUCCGGUUCAUUGAGUCAGCUAACAAGUAAAGAUGACAUUUAUCAACUGACCACCGAGGAAAGUAGUUGGUUUGCAUCCAUCAAUAGUUUGGCUUGUCCGCUUGGCGGUUUGAUUGUUGGUUAUCUGAUGGAUCGGUUAGGGCGCAAGAACACAAUGCUGCUUACCAAUGUAGUUGGUAUAAUCGGUUCGGCCUUGUUAGCAACGGCAACCUACCAAACAUCCAGAGAUGCCCUCUUCCUCCAAAUGUUGAUUGGUCGUUUUGUGUCAGGUCUUAUGAUGGGCGCAGCGCUGUCGCCCAUUGGCUCUUACUCGGCGGAAAUCAGUUUGCCGCGCAUGCGUGGCCGUCUGAUUUUGGGCACGUCCAUUGCCAUAUCUACGGGCAUAUUGCUGAUGUAUGUACUGGGUUUUCUUAUACGCAACCAAUUUCAAUUGAUCUGCCUCAUCUCAGCGAUUUAUCAAUGCAUUGCUUUUUGCUGUGUUUUACCAAUGCCGGAAUCUCCCAGCUGGUUGAUGCAGAAGGGACUUACGGAGAAGGCGCGCAAAUCGCUAAAGUAUUUCCGUGGUCUCUCCGAGAAUGACAAAACCACCUACGACGAGUUCGAGAAGGAAUUGGCAAUAAUUAAAAAGAAUUCUGACCAGAGCCGAGAAGCUACCGAGAGCGAAUCACUCGUGCAGGCCAUACGUUCGCCUGAAGUAUAUAAACCACUCAUCAUGAUGAUGGGUUUCUUCUUCUUCCAACAAUUCUCGGGCAUUGACAUUGUAAUUGUAUUCGCCGCACAAAUCGCAACCAGCGCCGGUGUCGCCGCAGAUCCUAUGCUCGUGGCCAUCUUCGUCGGUAUAGCACGCAUCAUCACUACCUUCUUCAUGGGUACGAUUUUCGAGCGUUGGGGUCGUCGGCCGGCAGGUGUUCUUUCGGCGACUGGUAUGACAGUCUGCAUGUUGCUGCUGGCGGCUAACGGCUGGUGGCCCGUUAUCGGCGAAUACUUGCCACUGCUGCCAAUUAUUUGUAUUGUGCUACAUAUCAUAUUCUCCACAUUGGGACUGCAGACGCUGCCAUUCUUCAUGAUCUCCGAAGUGUUUCCACAGCGUGUGCGAGGCAGCGCUAACGGUUUCACAUUGUUUGUUGGACUCACAUUUUCGUUCGCCGUUGUGAAAUUGUAUCCCAGCGUGGAAGCGCUGAUAGGUACACCUAAUAGCUUUGCCGGCUUCGGUCUCAUCUCACUACUCGGACUUGUGUUCAUCAUUUUCGUGGUGCCUGAGACGAAGGGCCGUACACUAUUGGAAAUUGAGAACUAUUUCCGCACCGGACGACGUGUAACGAAUGCGCAAGUGGCACGUCGCCAGUCGCAGAUCGCAAUGGAGGUUGCUGCGGGGGCCUAUAGCUCCCAGUAUGAGCUGGAUGAGGUCAUCAUGCGUCUGAGUAAACUGCACGAAGAUUGUGAAGCAACUGAAGCUGAUGACUUAGCUUAAAAUAUUUUAGAUAUAUUUGUAUGUAAUGCAUUGUAGGUACAAAUUUAUGAUUUUUCGGGUCUAGAGAAUAAGUGUACUUAAAGUUAAUAUUAAAUAAAUUAUUCAACUGUGAUGCUUGCUCGAGCUUGCAACUAGACUUUGUAUGACAAAAAACACAAGUUUCCUGAGAAGUUAAUAAAACAACAAUUUAAAAGUA